AUGGCGUUGGUGAGAAGUCUCUUUAGUGCAAAGAAGAUUCUUGCUGGCUCCUUAGCAAGAACAAGCAAAGCACCAAAAGGGUUUCUUGCCGUGUACGUCGGUGAGAGUCAGAAGAGGCAGAGACACCUUGUGCCAGUCUCAUUCUUGAACCAGCCUUCCUUCCAAGCUCUUCUUAGUAAAGCUGAAGAAGAAUUUGGGUUUGAUCAUCCAAUGGGUGGCUUGACGAUACCUUGUCCUGAAGAUACUUUCCUCACUGUAACUUCUCGGAUCCAAGGAUAA
Molecule: messenger RNA, 279 nt
Organism: Microthlaspi erraticum
Lineage: Eukaryota; Viridiplantae; Streptophyta; Magnoliopsida; Brassicales; Brassicaceae
Source: the annotation of a GenBank genome assembly